Molecule: messenger RNA, 3550 nt
Organism: Ixodes scapularis (black-legged tick)
Lineage: Eukaryota; Metazoa; Arthropoda; Arachnida; Ixodida; Ixodidae
Product: multiple epidermal growth factor-like domains protein 6
Exons: 24
Coding region: 1-3309 (1102 amino acids)
Molecular function (GO): calcium ion binding; scavenger receptor activity; protein binding
Source: RefSeq, a predicted model, not a curated record
AUGAAAACCGCCAAUAACUGUCACGAACGCAGGACCAACGUGUGCUCCUUCCGCGAGGUGGAACUGGUGCGAGUGCGGAAGCCAUGCACGAGAGCCCGGCUGCAGAUGACCAAGUUUCGGCGAGCGGACUGCCUCCAUGGUCAAGCAGACUGCUUCGAAGUCAAGCCGAGAACGGUCUACUACACGGCGUACGAGGACGUCUUGGAACGCCGACACAGGACAAGCUACCGCUGCUGCCCUGGCUGGGAGCGACGCACGGACGAAGCUGGUUGUUGGCGUCCGGCGAACUCCGAAGCGAGCCAGUGUCUCAACGGAGGGCGAAGUCGGAGGCACGGCUCGCACUUCGGCGAGAGCGGUUGCAUCUGUCCUCCGGGAUUUCAAGGGCUCAGGUGUGAAUUGGAUGUGAACGAGUGCUUGGGCGACAAGCAUGGGUGCGUGCACAACUGCAUCAACACCGUCGGGUCCUACCACUGCUCGUGUCGUCCGGGCUACCAGCUUGGAAACGAUGGCCUUUCAUGUUUUCAGAUCGAGGUCCAGACGAUCCUCGACUGCGGAACCAACAACGGUGGUUGCGACCACAAGUGCCGCAACACCUUGUACGGUCCAGAAUGCUCGUGCAAGCCAGGCUACCGGUUGAUGGGCGACCGCCAGGCGUGCGCAGAUAUCAAUGAGUGCGAAGAGCUCCCCAGCAAGUGCGUGCAUCGCUGCCAGAAUUUGCCGGGUUCUUUUCGGUGCGUGUGCCCGCCAGGACAAAGCAUCUCUGAGGAUGGAAGGACUUGCCAGGCAGCCCAAUGCACGCCAGGUUUCUUUGGUGAAGAGUGCCAGUACGCGUGCGCGGACUGUCAGCAGGGAAAGUGCGAUUCCCUCGCCAAGACCUGCCGCUGUCAUCCUGGAUACCGAGGAGCGUUUUGCAACGACACUUGUCUCAAGGGGACAUACGGUGCCGGUUGCGAGGAAAAGUGCUUGUGCAAAAGUGACGCCGCGUGCCAUCCCAAGACGGGACGCUGCACCUGCGCCCGAGACUCACGUGGCCGGCACCGCUGCGAUGACGUCUGUCCCUUCGGUUUCUUCGGCCCUCGCUGCAAUCGGAGGUGUCCUGACGACUGUCCGAGUGCAAGGUGCCACCGCCACUUCGGUCACUGCGAGUGUCCACCGGGGUGGCACGGACGCCACUGCAACCUGCCCUGUGCGGCUUUCACCCACGGCCCCGGUUGCAGCAGGCCGUGCAAGUGCAGUCGCGCUCACUCCUCCGGCUGCGACCCCAAGACUGGCGAAUGCAUCUGCCUCGACGGCUACACGGGCGAGAGAUGCCAAAAGCCGUGCCCAGCGGCUACGUGGGGAAAGAAGUGUUCCAAGAGCUGCCGAUGCCCCGAGCAUCCCAAAUGUGAUCCAGCAACAGGAGCCUGUUCGCUAUCCUGCCCUGACGGUUUGACAGGAGCGGCAUGUGGACGAGCGUGCGCACCCGGCAGCUACGGACGGGACUGUGCCAAGCGGUGCAACUGCGCCAACGGAGCCGACUGCGACCACGUCACGGGCCAGUGCCACUGUACGGCAGGAUGGCACGGCCCCCGCUGCACCCUGCCUUGUCCCCGAGGAUCCUACGGCCGCAACUGCAGCGACCGAUGCGAGUGCGCCCCGAAUGCCCUGUGUGACGUCAUGAGUGGGGCGUGCACCUGCGGCCCCGGAUGGAGGGGCAGUUUUUGCGAGCUGCCCUGCCCCCCGGGCUUCCACGGCACCGACUGCGGCCUUCGAUGCGACUGCCGCGCGGGCGUGGAGUGUGACACCGUAACGGGGCAGUGCCUGGACUCCAUCAAUGGGACUGCGGCUACGCCGGGGUGCGAGAAGGGAUUCUACGGCAAGAAUUGCUUACGGAGUUGUCAUUGUGAACACGGGGCUACCUGCUCCCAAACAGACGGCAAAUGCCAUUGCGGACCAGGAUUCAGCGGCGAUCGAUGCGAAAAUUCCUGCCCUGAAGGCUUUUACGGGGCAAACUGCGCCCAUGCCUGCAACUGCAAGCCUUGGGAGCCCUGUGAUCACGUGACCGGGGCGUGUCACUGCCAGCUAGGAAAAGUUGGUCGCCGCUGCGAACAGAGAUGCAAGCAAGGAUGGUUCGGACAAGGCUGCCAGUUGAGGUGCAACUGUUCCGCUGGAGUCGCUUGCCAUCACGAAAGCGGAAACUGCGUUUGUCCCCCCGGUUUGAAGGGCGAGCGCUGCGAUCAAGAGUGCGAGCAGGGUACCCACGGCGUCAACUGCCAGAAGCGCUGCCAGUGUCGACGGGGUCGAUGCGACCGGAUCUCCGGCCAAUGCGAUUGCCCUGCGGGAUUCACGGGAAGCCUCUGCGACGAAGCUUGUCCAGAUGGCAGUUUUGGAAAGAACUGUCUGGACACCUGUUCGUGUCAGCGUAACAGCACUUGUGAGAGCACAAACGGCACGUGUCACUGCCCUCCUGGAAGGACGGGGAAGCACUGCGAAAAAGACUGCCCUGUAGGCUACUUCGGGAAGGGGUGCAUCCACAAGUGUUCCUGCGUGCACGGCGCUUGUGCCGCCAGGGACGGUUCUUGCAGCUGCAAUCCUGGAUUCGUUGGCGACAAAUGUCAACACGCCUGUCCUGCGGGUGCUUAUGGACCUGAAUGCAGACAUCGCUGCGAGUGCCAGAACAACGCCACUUGUGACUCAGCCACCGGGAUUUGUAAAUGCAAGCCUGGUUUUCUGGGAGCGACCUGUUCAAAUUGUAAGCACUUGUUGUUCACUGCCCUCAGUCGAAAAUACGCACUAUUGAAACACUUGAACUUACAGAAGUACUUACAAAAGAGUACUAAAGCAAAGUUUUUAGUCAGCUGUUAUCUAUUGUCGUCUCCUUUCUACGUCUAUCACUCUUGCCCCACUGAAAGGUUUGGCGAAUACUGCCGUAAACGAUGUCGCUGUACCAACGGUGGGAUCUGCGAUCAAGCGACUGGAACUUGCAGUUGCCCCGACGGUUUUAUGGGCACUACUUGUGAACAGGUGUGCGAGAGAGGCUGGUACGGCAGGAACUGUUCCCAACCUUGCGUAUGCAACGGCCACAGUUGCGACCCUGGGACGGGAUCUUGUCGGUGUCCCGCUGGAUUUGUCGGCCACAGGUGUGAACAAGGUUGUUCAGAGAGGUUUUACGGCCCAGGAUGUAGCCUAUUUUGCAAGUGCCCUCAAGGCUCAAAAUGCAGCUCAACAAACGGUCAAUGCAUCUGCCCGGUGGGAUGGUCUGGGCCACUAUGUACCGAUGAAGAAGAACUGGGCAAGAACAGCCAAGGCAGUGUUUCUAAUGGUAUAUAGAAGACAUAUUUUUUGCCUAUUUGUAAGUAUACUUGCCGAAGUGAUUUUUCUGUCAAUAAAAUAUUCUUAACACAGCUAUGUAGAUACACCUGAGUAGGCAUUAUGAAUUAGGCACAGACCACCUUACUGGCAAAAUUACACAACAUGAAAUGCUAGAAGUGCAUUGUGCCUAAGUUGCCAUACUCCCAGCAAUGUAAGUUAAAAUCUUGUAGAAGUUGCAAUCCAAAUAAUUGGUGACUUA